Messenger RNA from Rhizoctonia solani, 1446 nucleotides. RefSeq names its product Retrovirus-related Pol polyprotein from transposon TNT 1-94. The record is from RefSeq and is a predicted model, not a curated record. The transcript has 2 exons. Bases 1 to 1446 code for a protein of 481 amino acids. NCBI's taxonomy places the organism in Eukaryota, Fungi, Basidiomycota, Agaricomycetes, Cantharellales, Ceratobasidiaceae.
AUGCGCAUUAACCCUAGCGCAACUACAAAUGCACUACAACAACUCAACACACUUACGUCUGGAACUAACAACGCAGGAGUCCAAACCCGCAGUUGGAAUCCUAAUGUUGCUCCCAUCAAACUCAACAACAUGCAAGGAGGGAUUACCCUCAAGAUCCGGCACCCUCCCAUGUCUGAGUUCUCCAAUGUCCCUAUCACGCCCAGCAACCCCAAUAGCUCCAAUGUCCCUAUCACACCCAGCAACCCCAAUAGCUCUGACAACACUGUACCUAGCACAUACAACUUCUUUGACAGUCCCUCCACCGUACUACCCACCAAUACCAGCACCCUGGACCUUACCUACUUGAUGGUCACCCCAACAACACCCAAACCAACCAUCAACAAACUUUGCAAACAAUUCAAACAGCUAUACCUCAAUGAACCAUUGAUCCCCAAACAGCCAAACCCCACCUUGGCGUUGUCCGGAGAUAUGGAACCAACGUGGACGUUCAUCAACAAUGAACCGCCAACGCCAACAACCAACAGUCCUACCGUUGCAGAGGCGCUAUCCAGGCCAAAUGCAGAGGAAUGGUGGAAGGCAAUGGCCAAGGAGGUCAGCACCCUCAAACAAAUGGGAACGUACAAACUAACAGACUUACCACCCAAACGCAAGGCAAUGGGGAACAAAUGGGUCCUUGUACUCAAGCAUGACAAGAACAGCACACCCAUCCAACACAAGGCAAGACUUGUAGCCCAAGGAUUUAGUCAGCAACCCAGCAUUGAUUUUGACAAGACAUUUGCACCCAUUGUACAUCUUGAUUCAAUCCGUACACUCAUAUCAAUUGCUAACCAGUACAAUUGGGAUAUACAACAGCUUGAUGUAAACUUGGCUUACCUACAUGCCAAAGUUGACAAAGAUUUAUACAUGCAGCAAAUCCCUUAUUUUAGCAACAGUACAAACAAAGUGUUAAAAUUAAAGCAAUCAAUUUACGGACUGAAACAAGCAGGACGGAUGUGGAAUAAACUAUACAACACAAAGCUGAAAGCAAUUGGAUACACACCAUGCUUUACCAACGCAUGUGUAUACCACCAAAUCAACAACAUUAACGGUGAGCUGUGUGUGUCAAUCAUAGCUACACAUGUUGACAAUUCAAUUGUCAUAUCAUUGCCAAACCACUCUGAUAUUACAAUAUCCAAACUCUUGCGCACAUUUGACAUGCGCAACCUUGGACCAAUACAUCACUUCCUUGGAAUAGCAUUCCAACGCAAUUGUAAGAAUGGCUUCAUCACACUCAACCAAGCAGCAUAUAUUAACUCACUAGUUGAUUAUGCAGGCCUUGCAGAAGCUUACCCUGCCAACACUCCUUUUAGCCUGACCAUACAACUCACUCAAUACAAAGGAGUCAAACCAAAGUUCAAUUAUGGUACAUACAUUGGUCAGCUACUGUAUGCCGCCCUAUGCACAUGA